Messenger RNA from Emys orbicularis (European pond turtle), 1851 nucleotides. RefSeq names its product guanylate cyclase 1 soluble subunit beta 1 (gene GUCY1B1). The coding region runs from base 196 to 1851 and encodes 551 amino acids. The transcript has 13 exons. The record is from RefSeq and is a predicted model, not a curated record. Gene Ontology annotation, cellular component: guanylate cyclase complex, soluble. Lineage: Eukaryota; Metazoa; Chordata; Testudines; Emydidae. Gene Ontology annotation, molecular function: guanylate cyclase activity; heme binding. Gene Ontology annotation, biological process: cGMP biosynthetic process; response to oxygen levels.
UUCGUCAAUCACGCCCUGGAGCUGCUGGUGAUCCGGAAUUACGGCCCGGAGGUUUGGGAGGACAUCAAGAAAGAGGCACAAUUGGAUGAAGAAGGACAGUUUCUAGUCAGAAUAAUUUAUGAUGAUUCCAAAACAUAUGAUCUGGUUGCAGCCGCAAGCAAAGUCCUUAAUCUUAAUGCUGGGGAAAUCCUUCAAAUGUUUGGGAAGAUGUUUUUUGUGUUCUGUCAAGAAUCUGGUUAUGACACAAUCCUACGUGUCUUGGGCUCAAAUGUCAGAGAAUUUUUGCAGAACUUGGAUGCUCUGCAUGACCAUCUUGCUACUAUUUAUCCGGGUAUGCGUGCCCCUUCCUUUAGGUGCACUGAUGCAGAAAAAGGGAAAGGACUCAUUCUGCAUUAUUAUUCAGAGAGAGAAGGACUCCAGGAUAUUGUCAUUGGAAUCAUCAAAACAGUAGCUCAGCAGAUCCAUGGUACAGAAAUAGACAUGAAGGUUAUUCAACAGAGAAAUGAAGAGUGUGACCACACUCAAUUUUUAAUUGAAGAGAAAGAGUCUAAGGAAGAGGACUUUUAUGAAGACCUUGACAGAUUUGAAGAGAACGGGACCCAAGAGUCCCGCAUCAGUCCUUACACUUUCUGCAAGGCUUUUCCUUUCCAUAUAAUAUUUGACAGAGAUCUGGUGGUAACGCAAUGUGGCAAUGCUAUAUACAGAGUCCUUCCGCAGCUUCAGCCAGGAAACUGCAAUCUAUUGUCAGUUUUUUCCUUGGUUCGACCUCAUAUUGAUAUUAGCUUCCAUGGGAUCCUCUCACAUAUCAACACUGUCUUUGUAUUGAGGAGCAAGGAAGGAUUGUUGGAUGUAGAAAAGUUGGAAUGUGAAGAUGAACUAACUGGCACAGAAAUCAGCUGCUUACGCCUCAAAGGUCAAAUGAUCUACUUACCUGAAGCAGACAGUAUUCUCUUUCUUUGUUCUCCAAGUGUGAUGAACUUGGAUGAUUUAACUAGAAGAGGGUUAUAUCUGAGUGACAUUCCAUUGCAUGAUGCUACCCGUGACCUAGUCCUUUUGGGAGAGCAGUUCAGAGAGGAAUACAAGCUGACUCAAGAACUGGAGAUCCUCACAGACAGACUUCAGCACACACUAAGAGCACUGGAAGAUGAGAAGAAAAAGACAGACACAUUGCUGUAUUCUGUCCUUCCACCAUCUGUUGCAAAUGAACUAAGACACAAGCGACCUGUGCCAGCUAAGCGGUAUGAUAAUGUGACCAUUCUCUUCAGUGGCAUAGUUGGAUUCAAUGCAUUCUGCAGUAAACAUGCCUCUGGAGAGGGAGCCAUGAAAAUUGUUAAUCUUUUAAAUGACCUUUACACAAGAUUUGAUAUUCUGACUGAUUCACGAAGGAAUCCGUUCGUUUAUAAGGUGGAGACAGUUGGAGACAAGUAUAUGACAGUGAGUGGUCUACCAGAGCCAUGCAUUCAUCAUGCACGAUCUAUCUGCCACCUGGCAUUGGAUAUGAUGGAAAUAGCAGGACAGGUUCAAGUAGAUGGAGAGCCUGUACAGAUAACAAUAGGUAUCCACACUGGGGAGGUGGUUACAGGUGUCAUAGGCCAAAGGAUGCCGCGCUACUGUCUCUUUGGAAACACUGUUAAUCUAACAAGCAGAACAGAAACCACUGGAGAAAAAGGAAAAAUCAAUGUUUCUGAGUACACCUACAGGUGUCUUAUGUCUCCAGAAAAUUCAGAUCCUCAAUUCCACCUAGAACACAGAGGCCCUGUUUCCAUGAAGGGUAAAAAAGAACCAAUGCAAGUUUGGUUUUUGUCCAGAAAGAGUACAGAGACAGAGGAAAUAAAGCAAGAUGUUUACUGA